AUGGAGGCAAUGGCACACGAAGCCUCACAUCACCAACAGCAGGCAGCACAGAACAGUUUGUUGCCUCUCCUGAGCUCUGCUGUUGAGCCACCCGAUCAGAAGCCGAUUCUGCCCUUACCAAUAACGCAGAAACCUCAGCCUGCACCAGAAACGUUAAAGGAUGCUAUUGUUGGGAUUAAAAAGGAAAAACCUAAAACCUCCUUUGUGUGCACUUACUGCAGCAAAGCUUUCAGGGACAGCUACCAUUUGAGGCGUCACGAGUCCUGCCACACAGGGAUAAAGUUAGUGUCACGGCCAAAGAAAACUCCCACCACAAUGGUGCCCCUUAUCUCGACCAUCGCUGGUGACAACAGCCGAAGUUCAUUGGUUUCGACUAUCGCAGGCAUCCUUUCCACAGUCACUACGUCUUCCUCUGCCACCAACCCCAGCAGUAGUGCCGGUGCAACGGCUAUGGCAGUGACUCAGACCGUGAAGAAGCCCAGCAAGCCCGUUAAGAAGAACCAUGCUUGUGAGAUGUGUGGAAAGGCCUUCAGGGAUGUGUAUCACCUCAACCGGCACAAGCUGUCCCACUCAGAUGAAAAACCCUUUGAAUGUCCAAUUUGCAAUCAGCGCUUCAAGAGAAAGGAUCGCAUGACCUACCAUGUGAGGUCUCAUGAAGGUGGCAUCACGAAACCAUACACCUGUGGUGUUUGUGGAAAAGGCUUCUCGAGGCCUGAUCAUUUAAGCUGUCACGUUAAACACGUUCACUCAACAGAGAGACCCUUCAAAUGCCAAACGUGCACUGCUGCCUUUGCCACCAAAGACAGACUGCGGACACACAUGGUGCGCCAUGAAGGAAAGGUAUCGUGUAAUAUCUGUGGUAAACUUCUGAGUGCAGCAUAUAUCACCAGCCACUUAAAGACACACGGGCAGAGCCAAAGUAUCAACUGUAAUACCUGUAAACAAGGCAUCAAUAAAACGUGCAUGAGUGAAGAGACCAGCAAUCAGAAGCAGCAGCAGCAGCAGCAGCAACAGCAGCAGCAACAGCAGCAACAUGUAACAAGUUGGCCUGGAAAGCAGGUAGAGACCUUGAGAUUAUGGGAAGAGGCCGUCAAAGCAAGGAAGAAAGAAUGUCAGUUCACCUUUGAGAAGGCUAUAGAGUACGUACCAUUCGAAGCUGCUAACUUGUGCCAAACCUCCACUGCUGCUACUACGCCUGUGACUCUUACUACUCCAUUCAAUAUAACGUCCUCUGUGGCUUCUGGGACUAUCACAAACCCAGUCACAGUGGCAGCUGCAAUGAGCAUGAGAAGUCCAGUAAAUGUAUCAAGUGCAGUUAAUAUAUCCAGUCCGAUGAACUUAGGGCAUCCUGUAACUAUAACCAGUCCAUUAUCCAUGACAUCUCCAUUAACGCUCACCACACCAGUCAAUUUACCUACCCCAGUAACCGCUCCAGUGAAUAUAGCACAUCCAGUCACUAUAACAUCUCCUAUGAACCUCCCAACACCAAUGACGUUAGCUGGUCCAUUAAAUAUAGCAAUGAGACCAGUAGAGAGCAUGCCUUUCCUGCCCCAAGCCUUGCCCACAUCUCCUCCCUGGUAAAGAAUUUCUAAACAGUAUUAAAGAGGAUUAAGAUGGAAUCCUUGCCAGCAGUUGCUUUUUGUUUUUUUUUUAGUUUUUUUUUUCCUAGUUAAUAAUAAUUCAGACUAAGUCACUGGUGCAACAUGCACCAACAGAGACCAUAGUAGCAUCUUCCCCUGUUGAUUUGGCUCAUACUGUUCAAACUUGAGUUUCACUGGAGCACUUCAUAUAAAGUAAGUUUUACCUUUUACCUUUUAGCUGACUGAUGCUGAAUUAGAGCAGAUACGUACUUGCCAGAGGUUAAAAAAAAAAGAAGUCAUUAAAAAUCAGCUUUAUGUUUUAUCCCCCAAAUUAUAACUUAGAAAAUUAUUUUAAUGUAAACACUAGCAAAGACCCCUCUGUGUCUUUAACAGGGUGGAUGGCUAAUUUUAACUUGCCAGUUGUAAGUCCGUUGUUUCUGAGCUAGUGUAGAAUAUUCAUCUGUGUUAAUGUUUUUUUUUUUUUUUAUAAGUAAAUGCAUUACGAUGUUGUCAUUUUUAAAAAUGCAUUUUGGAGAAAAUAUGCAUUUUACCUUUGGGAAUAUGAUAAUUUCAGGCAGCAUUCCCUAUGGGAAAGGUGAUACCAGCUCUGAUAUGCAAAGCAUAUGAUAACUUAUCAUUCUAACUUCAACAUAUAAUAGGGAUUGUGACCUGAUAUUUGGAGAUGUAAAUAUUACCCAACAUAUUACCCUAAGGGAAUAUAGCAUAGUAGUCAACAUUUUUUUUAAAAAAACUGUUACUGUUUGGUGAGAAACAGCCGUGGCUGACAGAAGAGGAGUUGAAAUGUAUGUAAACAUGGUCUCUGAACAGUCAGAACCCUAUGGGACUCUUAUCUAGGAGCAAAAGGAGUGCUUUGAAACUUAUGAAAUUUUGCUUUAAGCUGGAAGAUUCUGGAGGCACUGGGUAUGAUUUUUAUGCCCUCUGUCUCCCAAUCAGAACCUGCUGGUGCAGCAGGGGACAGACGUGUUAGUUGUUCACUAGAAGUUUUGUCUUAUAUUAAAUUGUAUACAGUUUUUAUUCUAACCACUAACUAGGUAGGAUGCCCCUUCAGGACAAGCAGAGAGUGUCUUUUAAUUUCUCCCCUACUUCUUAAUCAAGUGUUGUGCAAAUCUGUUCAACUUUGUAAAUAUUUGCAAACAUCAUCAUUUUUACGUUAUUCUUCUAUUGUGUUAACACAUUUCUAUCAGUUUGUGGGAGUUCUGGGGUGGUGGUCUGAAUUAUCCAGCCCAGAACUUCUCCAUAAAUGAUCACACAUGUUUAAGCUACAUGUGCUUUUUAUUUCUUAACCUGUUUAUCUGUACAUAAAGUAGAAAGCAAAAUCUAGGGAAACAGAUAUACUUUUUAGACUAUCAUGUCACAUAUUCACGUUUUUAAAACUUUGUUUAAAAAAACACCCUAAAACCAAGACUCUACAUUAAAAAAAUAAAAUUACAGUUGAGAUGUUUUUAUCCUAAUGAAGUUGAAAGCUAUGGAGAUUAGCGUGUGCGCAUUUCACAGAGUGCUAGCGGGACUGACUAGUCAAAAUGGACUGCUUCCGUUUCUACCCUGCCGUGUCAGUACAAGCAGUGAUUACCAGACUUCUGGGUCAGGUGACAGGUAUCUGUAUCAUUACGUGAAACUGUUCUAGGGGCUUGGACUACAUAGAAAAACAAAAACAAAAAAAAUAGAGCUUAGUGUAAAAUAAUUUUAUAAAUGAUCUUUUGUACUUUAGGACAUCAAAUUGUACAACUUUUGUAUAUAUAAAAGCUUAGGAACUUUCUGUUUAGCAGAAAGGAAACACAUUCCUACACUUUUAAUGUAUAUGUUUGUUAUAAUGUCCAUGUAAACAUAUGCCCUAUGUUUGUGCCUUUUAAUUAGUUUGUCUCAAUAAACAAAAAUGUAGAGAAGAA
This is a messenger RNA of Struthio camelus australis, 3487 nucleotides long. The record is from RefSeq and is a predicted model, not a curated record. Lineage: Eukaryota; Metazoa; Chordata; Aves; Struthioniformes; Struthionidae.